Epinephelus lanceolatus (giant grouper) is the source of this 3063-nucleotide messenger RNA. The record is from RefSeq and is a predicted model, not a curated record. NCBI's taxonomy places the organism in Eukaryota, Metazoa, Chordata, Actinopteri, Perciformes, Serranidae.
AGUAAGCACCUGGUUAAGUGUGAAGUGUGAGUGAAGGAGCAGUACAUAAAAAAACUUCUGAGGAUGGAUGAAGACUUCAACAGCAAAAAAAAAUCUCAAGAAAAGAAAAAGUCCACCAGUGGCAAAACAACUGAGUUGGAGCAGAAAUCAGUUGAAUGUCUUUCUACAACAACUGAAGGUCCACCAGCAGAUGUCUUGAAGGACAGACAAACAGGCCAAAAACAAAGUGUGAUGACUUCAAAAGAAGACUGCAGACCACGCCCAUUUGAUCGAGAAGUGAAUAAAUUAAAAUAUGUAAAGCACAGUGUCCUGCCACCCGAAUCAGGUGCUUCUAACCUGAUAUCUCCAUGUCAUGAGUUUAAGUCUCUUGCUUCAGCUGUUCAACGGGAUCCUAAAAUACUCAAGGCUAAGGUUGCCAAAGAGGUCCUUAAAUUUGCAAUAGGCUGUAUGAAUAACCGAACUAAUGGCACAAUACACUUUGGUGUGAUGGACAGCAAGGAGGAUGCAGGAUACAUGCAUGGUGAGAUCAUUGGUAUCCCUGUAAAAGAGAGAGACAUUUAUGUAGAUGCUUUGGACUACAUUGAAAGGUGUGUCCCCUUGAAUAAGGAACAUGUACGCCAGUGUGUGCGGCCACCAAGGUUCAUUGAGGUUACAGAUCGAGAAAGUACAGAAAAGAAGCAUGUGAUAGAGUUUGACAUUGUGCCUUCAAUAGGUAUUGUUAAGGGCAAGGUGUAUUCGGUUCAUCUGCCAAAAAUUGGAGAGUCAACCAACAAAGUAGAAUUUGAGAAAAAAAAGAUUCUGCAGAGACUGGGUUCAAAAACAGAGCCAGUGAACGACAAAGACAAAAAGUUUUUCAAGCAAGUCAACGGUUGGGAUGCCCAAAGAGAAGAAGCAGAGAAAGGUCAGCUCUUAAGCGCUCCAGACCUUGGAAGGACACUCAAAAUGCUAAUGACUGGUGGGAAGAAAGUCAUUGAAAAGGACAAAUGGUUCAUACUCGUCACAAACAAAUUCAAACCUGAUGACCUCUGCAACAUUGACUGGCUGCUUAAUAUGAAUUUAUUCUGUGUGUUUGACUUUGACCCAGACUCAAAGAUUUCAGGUCUUUGCAGUAAAUACCUUCAGCAUCACGCUGCAAACAUGCAUUCUCUGCAGAGCUACAGGAUAUCUGGUGACAAGAGCAUCAAAGAAUUCACAAGCAGCUUGCAUUUGUUUGACCAAACUAGCUGGAUCUUUUGUAAUGGCUGUGCUGACUUCAAAGGAAAUGAAACUCCAUGUGAUGAAAUGACUUGGAUUGAGACAAAAAUGACGUGCCUGCAGGAAUCUGUGUCUUUGAUCUGUAAACAAAUCUUACCAAAGGGGACGUUCCAGGUAAUUUUUCUUCUCACAUCACCAGUUGAGAAACCACUCUUGCACACUUUCAAGAAGUUUUUCACAGACAUGGAAGGCCAUGAAGACAUCAUCUGCAUCUGUGAAUCACAGAAAAACUUCCAAAAGUGGCAAAGCUUUGCAGAGGGGUCAUGUGGAACAGAAACUGAAAUGAACAAUUGCAGUGUUGUUGGGAUGAAAAUGAGUCACGUUAAUGCAACUCUGCAGCAAAUACAACCUGUAAAAGCACAUGCCAGCAAACACCUGUCAAUCUUUGUGAAAGGGACAUGUCUACUAGAAACACAGGCAGAGGAACAGAUGUAUUCUCUGGAGAUUCUUACAGUCUAUCAUUGCGAUGAAACAAGUGAAGAAUUCAUCAGAGAGAAAAAAGCAAACAUUGAAGAGCAGUUCUAUCGUGGUGGGAGAGUGACCUGGUUGAAUUUCUGGCUUGCUGAACAGAAGCAUUUGGGAGAGGUAAUUGAAAGAGAUGCUUAUCAUGAGGUUUCCAGUCUUCUCAAUGGUGCUUUGAAAUGCAAUGCAGAUCAAACUCCAGUAAAGAGUAUAAACAUCUACCAUCACCCAGGAAGUGGAGGAAGCACUGUUGCAAGACAAGUGCUGUGGAACAACAGGAAAGAUCUAAGGUGUGCAGUUGUCAAGCCUUCAUACUCAGCUUCUCUUGUUGCGCAACAUGUAAUUAAACUAAGAGAAUAUGAAGAAAAAGAUCCACAGAAAUGUCUUCCUGUGCUGCUCCUCAUUGAAGACUCAGACAAAGAAUAUCUAGAUGAUCUCAGGAAUAAACUGGAGGUUGCCAUUAACACUAGAAUAAUUCAGUUUGUAACUCCGUGUUUUAUUUUGUUGAGCUGCAGAAGAUCCCUUGAUCCAGAGAAGAAAUGCAAGGAGUCUCCACUACAGAAUGUGUCUGUCACUCAUGAGCUGUCUGUUCAAGAGAAAAGAAAAUUUGCUGGAAAAGGAGAGGCACUUGAAGAACAAUAUAAGCCUGAAUUCAUCCUUACCCUUGUGUUGAUGAGUGAAGGAUUCAAUGAGAGAUAUGUUCAACAGUUUGUGGAACAUUUGCUCCAAGACAUUGACCAUCACUCUGAUGUCACUCGCCUCAUUCUCUAUGUAGCACUGUUGAACACUUAUGUUCAAGACUCUUUCAUCCCUCUGUCCCAUUGUGAAGCUUUGCUUGCCCUAACUGUUCACUCUGAAAGGUUUCGCCAGCAUGAGUUUGAGAAAUCUCUCAGUGAACAGGCUAAAUUACUGUUCUUGCACCUGAGAGAUGACAAGACACACAUUAAAUCAAUCAGAAUCAUCCACCCACUUGUUGCAGAAGAAAUUCUCAAACAGCUUUUGGGGAACAAACAGACCCAAAGCAGUUUGGCAAAGAGUGUCUCUCCCCUGAUUGAGCAUGUGUGUGAAAAGGAGAAAAUCCCAGACAAAGCAAUUGAGUUAUUAGAGGAAGCAUACCAGUGUUUCCUUAAAGAUCCAUUCUUUGCACAACAACUGGAUCGUCUUCAGGCAAAAGACCGGGCAGAGACAGCAGCUAAACAGCUGUCCAACAACCCAUACAUGCUCAAUACAAAAGGGCAGGUUUACAAAAAAUGGUGCCAAGCUAAAUGCCAAGCUAUUGAGGAAGUGAAACAUAAGACCUCAGCUACUCCCAGACAGACAUCGGUGCAGAUGAAGAAAAUACCCUGA